ACACUUCUCAGAAGUCUUUUACAUAUCUUGUUCUCUAAAGACUUACUUACAUAUCUCAAAAUUCUCAAAUCUUUUACUAAAGCUUUUUUCUUCCAUAAACUAAAUAACGUCCAAGGAAAUGGAAAUUAAGCUACUUGCACUAGUACUAAUUACACUAAGUGUAGCAUCAUGGGAUGCUGCACAGGGAAGAUCUCUUAGAUCUCCUACGGCACCUCUAAAUCGUUAUAGCUUUCCUCCUGAUUUUGAUUUUGGCGUUGCUUCUUCCGCUUAUCAGUAUGAAGGUGCAGUAGAAGAAGGAGGAAGGGCCCCGAGCAUAUGGGAUCGUUUUACACAUGAAUUCCCAGAAAGGACAAGCAUGGACAACGGAGAUGUUGCUGUAGACUUUUACCAUCGUUACAAGGAAGACAUCAAAUUAAUGAAGGAAAUGAAUUUGGAUACUUUCAGAUUUUCACUAUCCUGGUCAAGAAUAUUACCAAGUGGAAAACUAAGUGAUGGAGUAAAUAAAGAAGGGGUUCAAUUUUACAAGAAUCUUAUUGAUGAACUUAUCAAGAAUGGUAUAAAACCAUUUAUAACAAUCUAUCACUGGGAUAUACCUCAAGCUCUUGAUGAUGAGUACGGUAGCUUUUUGAGUCCUCGAAUCAUAGAUGAUUUUAGAAACUAUGCCAGAUUCUGUUUCCAAGAAUUUGGUGACAAGGUCAAUCUAUGGACAACGUUCAAUGAGCCAUAUGUUUAUAGCGUUGCGGGUUAUGAUAGGGGCAAUAAAGCAAUCGGUAGAUGUUCAAAAUGGGUAAACAGUUUGUGUGUAGCUGGUGAUUCGGGCACAGAGCCUUAUAUAGUAUCUCACCACCUUCUUCUUGCUCACGCUACUGCUGCUGAAGAGUUCAGGAAAUGUGACAAGAUUUCAAAAGAUGCCAAGAUAGGCAUAGUGUUGUCUCCUUAUUGGUUCGAGCCAUAUGACAGUGAUUCUAAUGCUGAUAAAGAAGCAGUUGAACGAGCUCUUGUUUUUAAUGUUGGUUGGCAUCUUAACCCUUUAGUCUUUGGAGAUUAUCCCGAAACGAUGAAGACAAACGCUGGAAAUAGAUUACCUUCUUUCACCAAAGAAGAAUCUAUGAUAGUAAAAAAUUCAUUUGAUUUUAUCGGAAUAAAUUACUACACAACACGUUUCAUCGCUCAUGAUCUUCACGCGGAU
Camelina sativa (false flax) is the source of this 1189-nucleotide messenger RNA. NCBI's taxonomy places the organism in Eukaryota, Viridiplantae, Streptophyta, Magnoliopsida, Brassicales, Brassicaceae. The record is from RefSeq and is a predicted model, not a curated record.